Peniophora sp. CBMAI 1063 is the source of this 1263-nucleotide messenger RNA. NCBI's taxonomy places the organism in Eukaryota, Fungi, Basidiomycota, Agaricomycetes, Russulales, Peniophoraceae. The record is from the annotation of a GenBank genome assembly.
AUGGUUCUACCGCAGACCAAGCCGAAAGCCGGAGACAAGUACCGCGCGCCGAAGACCGAGCUGGACGUAACGGGCUACCCUAUUGCCCCAGAAGGGCUGAAUCUGGAGCAGGUACAUGUGUACAUGAGGCAUGGCGAAAGGACUCCCGUAUCCACGCGCAUGACCGAAUUCAUCCCGGAACGCUGGCUGAUGUGCUCGCAAGCCCGACGCUUCAAUGCAACGGUCGGCGACACGAACAACUCUACGUCUGCACUGGACAUUACCCGAAUCGUCGAGCGACCAGACGGGCGCUCUGUUGCAGGAGAAUGCUUCUUGGGCGAGUUGACGGAUAUCGGAAGAGCUUCUACCCUCGCAUUCGGCACAGCCCUUAGGCGACUCUACGUAGAGAGACUGGGUUUCUUGCCAGACGUUCUGAACGACUCGACAUCUGUAUACUACCGGUCGACAAAUAUGCCGAGAACGAUAGAAUCCCUACAGCAGGCCAUCCACGGCUUGUAUCCCAUGUCGAAGUGCGACCCAGAUACAACACACACCCUUCGUGUCCGCAACGGACGCGAGGAGAACUUGAUCGGCAAUACCCUCGGCUGCAAGCGCCUCGAGACUUUACUCAUCAACUUCGCUAAUGCUGCCGCUUCUGCGUACAACCCCACGCUUGAGCCUUUGGAUAAGAAAGUGGCCAAAUACCUCGGCGACAACCCCAUUCGUGUGGAUGGCAAACCGCGGGCAUCGGGGGUGUUGGACACAAUACGUGCUGCAAUGGCACAUGAGAUGAAAGUCCCGCCGGAAUUCGAGGAACGGGCCGUCACGUCGACCAUAGAGCGCGCUGUGGUGAAUGAAUGGUUUUCGGGCUGUAAGAGUCUCAACCAAUCGGCGAUGAAUCCCACCCACGAUACCGGCCUCGCUGCGCUGCUGAAUACGCUAGAUGUCUUCGACGAUAGGUGGCCAGGCUUCACAGCAUCCAUCACGUUCGAACUGUUCAAGGCGACUAAGAAGACAGAGACUGUCGCUCCGCCCAGCGACAGUGCGACGACGGAUGCACGCCCUGCCCCCGGCCCCGGUUACUUACAGACCGUCCUUUCCUCGCCCUUUAGGCGUCGCUCGGCAGAAGCAUACUACGUGCGUGCGCGGUACUCCAACCGAAAUCUUGUCCUGCCAUCGUGUGCAGAGGAGGGGAAGCACCUCCCGGGCUCCCCUGAAUUCUGCACGCUCGAAGCAUUCACGGAGCGUACAAGACCUUUUGAUCAGGACAUUAAUCGCGUAUAA